GUUGAUACACCAGUCUUGAAAAGUUGAAAAAUAUGUUGAAAUAAUAAUAGUAAUAUUAUUCCUUAUCGCAUUGGUUUGUUUCAUUAAUCAUUACAAUUUACACCGACCUUGAACGGAAAUCGGGAUUCCGAACAAAUUUUCAUUUCAAGCUUCAACCGUGUACUGCACUCAAAAUGAACAGUGAAACUGCAAAUUGUGGAAUUAUUGAAAUAAAUUAAUAUAAUAACGAAAUAAAAUUGGUUGCAAUGAUUAAUCAGACGUUUGCGAGGGGCAUUGCAACGAAAUUAAAGUUACCUGUCAUUCAUGUUUACUAUAAAACCCUAUCAACUAUAAGCAGGAAUACAUCGUUAUGUAUUUACCAACCGAUAUUGACUAAUACAAAUCUAGCACGAUGUUGUUCAGUGAACAGCAAGGCCCUCAUUACCGAACAGAUCAAACCUGUGGAACAGCCAAAGAACAUGGUCAUCAGCACGAUUAAACCAUAUUUAGAACUUAUGCGAUUCUCUAGACCUACUGGAUGGUUGCUUUUAUAUUGGCCAUGCACUUGGAGUAUUGCUUUAGCUUCAACUGCAGGCGAACUUCCCAACUUUGAAAUGCUCGGUUUGUUUGGUCUGGGAGCAGUCAUGAUGCGAGGGGCUGGUUGUACAAUAAAUGAUAUGUGGGACAAAGAUAUUGAUAAAAAAGUUGAAAGAACAAAAAAUCGACCUCUUGUGGUUAAAUCGUUAAGCAUGUUUGAUGCAUGGGUGUUCCUUGCUGGUCAGUUGGGUCUCAGUCUUAUCGUUUUGUUGCAGUUAAAUUUGUAUACUAUUGUGGUUGGCGCUAGUUCAUUAGUAUUAGUUACAUUAUAUCCACUUAUGAAACGGAUAACAUAUUGGCCACAAUUUGUAUUGGGCCUAACUUUUAACUGGGGUGCUUUAUUAGGCUGGGCUGCUAUUCACUCUUCAAUUGACUUCACCGCCUGCCUUCCUUUGUAUGCAGCUGGUGUUGCGUGGACACUUUUCUAUGAUACCAUUUAUGGUCUUCAAGACAGAAAAGAUGAUAACAAGCAUGAUAUUUACUCCACCGCAGUCUUGUUUGGUUCAAAAUCAAAAUUUUGGUUGACAUCUUUUGCGACCAUGUCAUUGAGUAGUUUAAUCACUUGUGGUGUUAAUACUGGACAAACAUGGCCCUAUUAUUUAGCAGUUGGUGCUGCAGGCGCUCAUAUGUUUAAUCAAGUACGCACGUUGGAUAUAUACAAUCCUGAAGACUGUGGGAAUAAAUUUGUGUCCAAUAACCAUAUUGGUUGGAUCAUGUUUUUGGGAAUAGCAUUAAGUACUUUAUUACAAACAUCUGAUGAAAGUGAAAACGAAAAUAUGAAUUUAAUACCUAACUAAUAAAGUGGUAUGGUUAUACAUUUUUUUGUUACCAAAAUAUGACAAAAAUGAGUUGUUGUUAUUUUUAAGUUAUUUGGUUACAUAGGGGUUACUAUACUUGCUUUUACUAUUUAAUUUUCGUUGUAAAUCAUUGUUAAUGUUUUGUGUAUUUCAUUUAAGUUCCUAAAAAAUCAAAGGAAAAUAAAGAAACUAGUCACAAUUAAAAA
This is a messenger RNA of Acyrthosiphon pisum (pea aphid), 1579 nucleotides long. RefSeq names its product ubiquinone biosynthesis protein COQ2, mitochondrial (gene Coq2). Gene Ontology annotation, cellular component: mitochondrial inner membrane. Bases 246 to 1373 code for a protein of 375 amino acids. The record is from RefSeq and is a predicted model, not a curated record. The transcript has 8 exons. Gene Ontology annotation, molecular function: 4-hydroxybenzoate polyprenyltransferase activity. NCBI's taxonomy places the organism in Eukaryota, Metazoa, Arthropoda, Insecta, Hemiptera, Aphididae. Gene Ontology annotation, biological process: ubiquinone biosynthetic process.